AUGUCAACAACUCAGCAGACAUCGGCGCAUGGCAUUGAGCCAUCGCCAGUUGCCCCACCACCAACUUACGUCGACCAGAAGGGAAAUUCAGAUUACUCUGUCGACGUCAAAGAUGUAAAGGACACCAGCUCCAGCGACCGGGGAGAUGAAGAGAAGGUCAAUGAUAUGGGCAUGAAGUCAUCGAUAUCGGCCGACGGGGAGGCAGAGGAGGAGAAGACGUCGAAAUUCGGUCGUUUCUACCGCAAAUACAGAAUUUUUGUCCACCUCGCCAUCUGGCUAGUGAUUACUGGAUGGUUCAUCGCCGCCAUGAUCCUCCCAACCCGCAAGAAGGAAGGCUGGCUCAAGCCAUUCCUUGUUUACCUCGCCAUUACCGUCCGUGUCGUCACUCUCCACGUUUCCACGAAAUAUGUCACAAAGCCAAUUGCUUUCGUCUUUGUCAAUGCUGUCAAGAAACCAGUCGACAUGAUCCCCGACAAGUUGAAGUUGCCUCUUGGAGCUGCUGGAACCGUUGCGGUUAUCAUCCUUGGUACCUUUGUUACCGAAGAAACCGCGGACAACACCAGAUCCAACAGAGCCAUCAGUUGUUUCGGACUCUUGGUCUUCAUUUUCUGCUUCUGGGUCACCUCUAGAAAUCGCAGCCUUGUCAAGUGGAAGACGGUUAUCGUCGGAAUGCUUGCCCAAUUUAUUUUGGCUCUUUUCGUUUUGCGCACCAAGGCCGGUUACGACAUCUUCAACUUCAUUGCUUAUAUUGCCUCCACUACUCUUGGAUACGCUGCUAACGGAACUACCUUCUUGACCAGCGCAGACGUGGUUGCGACACACAUGUUCCUCGUUGGAGUCAUCCCACCGAUUAUCUUCUUCGUUGCGUUUGUCCAACUUCUCUACUAUUGGGGACUUUUGCAAUGGUUCAUCAAGAAGUUCGCUACCCUCUUCUUCUAUACCAUGGGAGUCUCUGGUGCCGAAGCCGUUGUCGCUGCUGCAUCUCCUUUCGUUGGCCAGGGAGAAUCUGCCAUGUUGAUCAAGCCAUUCAUUCCUCAUUUGACCGAUGCCGAGAUCCACCAGAUUAUGACUUCUGGAUUUGCAACUAUCGCAGGAUCUGUUUUGUCCGUAUAUAUCUUUAUGGGUAUCAGUCCAUUGGCCUUGGUCUCAUCCUGUGUCAUGAGUAUUCCAGCAUCUCUCGCCAUCUCCAAGUUACGAUGGCCCGAGACCGAGGAAUCUCUCACCGCUGGUCACAUCACAAUUCCCAAGGACGAGGAGGAACGCGCUGCCAACUCUCUCCACGCCUUUGCCAACGGAGGUUGGUUGGGUAUCAAGAUUGCUGGUAUGAUCGUUGCCGGUCUUCUCUGCAUUCUUGCCCUUCUCGGGUUGGUCGAUGGUAUCCUAGGAUGGAUUGGUAGAUAUCUCACCAUUCAUCACUUGACUAUCCAACUUAUCUUGGGUUACAUCUUCUACCCCAUCGCUUUCCUCCUCGGUGUUGAUCGCAAAGGAGAUGAUAUUCUCAAGGUCGCUCAACUUAUCGGAAUCAAGGUCGUUGCCAAUGAAUUCGUCGCUUUUGACAAUCUUGCAAAUCACGCCGAAUGGGCUAAUCUCACUGCACGAUCCCGUCUCAUUGCAACCUACGCUGUGUGCGGUUUCGGAAACAUCUCCUCUGUCGGUAUCCAAAUCGGUGUCCUUUCUCAACUUGCCCCAGGUCGUGGUGGUCGCAUCGCAAAGGUUGCUUUGUCCGCCUUGAUUUCCGGUGUCAUCUCCACUUUGACCUCUGCCAGUAUCGCUGGUAUGUUGAUCCAUGAUACCGCUGGUUUCUUGGGCAAAACAACUUAG
This is a messenger RNA of Glarea lozoyensis ATCC 20868, 1821 nucleotides long. RefSeq names its product putative H+/nucleoside cotransporter. The coding region runs from base 1 to 1821 and encodes 606 amino acids. Lineage: Eukaryota; Fungi; Ascomycota; Leotiomycetes; Helotiales; Helotiaceae. Gene Ontology annotation, cellular component: membrane. The record is from RefSeq and is a predicted model, not a curated record. Gene Ontology annotation, molecular function: nucleoside transmembrane transporter activity; symporter activity. Gene Ontology annotation, biological process: nucleoside transmembrane transport. The transcript has 3 exons.